UUUUUUUUGUUUUGUGUUGCUUUUUGUAAAAGAAAGGGGUGGGGGAGAAGAGUCAGGGUGUGUGUGUGUGUGUGUGUGUGUGGCCACGGUGGCGGGGGCGCACUCCCAGGGCUUUCUGGGAGCUGUAGUCUUGCUAGGGAGCCUUCUUUUCUAAUCUCGCGGCAAAGAUGCCGAGGGUCCUUGCGCGGUAAGGUAAAGUCACGUGGCGCCAGCGCGGCGGAGCUGCUGCUGCUGUCGGACGGGCAGAGAUGGCAGGAGCCGCGGAGAAGAAGAAGCAGGUUCGCUUCGCCCGCCUGGAGGAGGAAACACGAGCUGGCCUGGGCGAAGGCGAGGAGGAGGAGGAGGAGGAGAUCUUGGUGGCAGCGGCGGUGGCCGCUCGCCCGCCGCCCUCGAAGCAGCCACUCGGGGACUGCGCUCAGCUUGCCCUUCAGCUUGAUGUGAUGGUGGCCGAUGGCAGCGGCCGGAGAAGCCGGGCAGGGGGCGGCAGCGGUGUGUGGAGGCGGCGGCGGCAGCAGCAGCAGGAAGCGGCGGCGGCGGCCGUUGUGCAGCGUGCGCUGAAAUGGUGCAUCUCAGCUGCUCUCUGUGCCGCCUUCCUGGGCCUGGGAAUGGCCAUUGCUAUUCUAGGGCCCACAUUUCCAGACCUGGCUGCAAAUGUGAACAAAAACGUCAGUCAGAUUUCCUAUAUUUUUGUGGGCCGUUCAAUGGGGUAUUUUGGUGGCUCUCUGCUUGGAGGAAUACUCGUUGACUGCAUGAAUGCCCAGCUUCUCUUGGGGUUAUCUAUGUUGGGUACAACUGUAGGUCUGUAUAUCAUUCCAUGGUGUAAGAAAGCCAUCCUGUUGACAGCCAUGAUGUCUGUCAUUGGUUUUGCAAUGGGAGUCCUGGAUACAGGUGGCAAUGUUCUUGCCUUGGGCACGUGGGGGACAGAAGCUGGUCCACAUAUGCAGGCUUUACACUUCAGUUUUGCCCUGGGUGCCUUUGUGGCCCCCAUCCUGGCCAAGAUGGCAUUAGGUGGCUCUGCAACUGAUUCUCAGCACCAUGCGACUAGCAGUUAUGACAAUCAGUCUGUUUUGAAUCCUCAUCCUACUGCUGUGUUGAUCCUGAAGCAGCAUUUAAGCUGGAACUUUGUGUUGUCUUACAGCGUUAUCGGCACAUAUCUUCUGCUUGUUGCGUUGCUUUUUUGUAUUUUAUACUUGAGGAGCAGCCAUCUUCGAGACAGAACAAAACUUUCUGCUCAGAAAUACCAGACUGCCAAAUACCACCAUGCCCUCAUAAUUCUCCUUUCUCUGUUCUUUUUCUUCUAUGUAGGAGCAGAGGUAACAUAUGGCUCUUAUAUAUUCACUUAUGCAAAAACUUUCAUUGGCAUGAAGGAGAGCGAAGCAGCUGGUUUGAACUCUGUCUUUUGGGGAAGCUUUGCAGCUUGCAGGGGACUGGCAAUCUGUUUUGCUACCUGUUCCUAUCCUGGGUCUAUGAUCCUGUUGAGUAUCACAGGCACAACUGUGUCCUCUUUGUUCUUGGCAUUGUUCAGCACACACCGUGUGUCUCUGUGGCUUGGCUCUGCAGUAUAUGGAGCUUCAAUGGCUACUAUCUUUCCCAGUGGCAUUUCCUGGAUCGAGCAGUAUACCACCAUCCAAGGGAAAUCUGCAUCAUUGUUUGUAAUGGGUGCGGCUUUGGGGGAAAUGUGUAUUCCUGCCGUGGUUGGCUUCCUUCAAGGGCAUAUUCCUACUCUUCCAGUGCUCAUGUAUACUGCAUUGGGAACAGCUGUCAUGACAGCAGUGCUGUUUCCUGUGAUGUAUAAAUUAGCUACAUCGCCUUGUGAUGCUAAGUUGAUGGAUGCUGGAGAUAGUGAAGUCCAGGAAGCCUUAUUGUCCAGUUCUCAUCUUGAAGAAGAGGAGGAUGGCAGAGAAUGGAAUGAAGUAGACUUUGAAGUAAUUGAGAUGAAUGACACGUUGAGGAACUCGGUCAUAGAAACCUCUACGAAGAUCCAAGGUGAAUGUUCACCUGCCACAUCCAGCAAUCCUCCUUCAGAAAACUCAUCAUUUAGUUCUUCUACCAGACUUUCUGUCAACUCCCCAAGAGAAAAGAAUUCAAAUCCAAAUAGGGAUAAAAGUGACUAAGGCUGCUUAUUCAGAAGAACAGCAAGGACUCCUGCUUUAAACGAUACAUUUCAGUAGUGCUGGCAAGCUUGUUGAAUCCUAAUCAAGGUUGGUUAUUUUGUGUAAAAGUGUGAGAGAACAAGUACUAAAGAGGAGGAAUUGUGUAACGGAGCCCUUGGAUGAGCAAGAGUGUGGAAGAAAAUCCAAGUGAGGAUUUGAGACGUCGGACGGGAAAAGUGUUGUAUCUCACACUGUAAUGGUUCUUCAGCGAGGUCGGGAGGUUAUUUCUAAAUUCAUUUAUAUUGCUCUUGUUUGGCGGAAGGGAUUCAUGUGCUGACCUCACUGUAGACAGUUUGUGGGAGCUUAUCUUUUGAUUUGAACUAUAGUAUGAUAGUUAAUUUGCAAAGUCUGUGGGUUGGGGACUAGAGUCAGCUUCAAGAGCCUCAUAAGGGGUCCUCAUCUAUUUUAUGAAUACCACAUAGAUCUGUUUUUAAAAAUGCUCUGAAAAAACUUUGAGAAAAUAUUUGCAGCUUCUCAGCUGCAUCUGAAUUGCCUCUCAAAAGCAAGAAUAUCAGCACAUUAUGAAGAUGUUUAGUUUCUUGCUAGUUUUGUAUACAGAACAUUGAUUACCAUCUGCUUGCAAAGGUUAAUAGUCUUUACCAAGAUAGUCUUCAGUACUUUGCAUUUCUCCUGUAAAAAGUGGCCAACAGCUUCUAUGAUAUUUUGUUAAAAAGCACACUGAUAGCAAUUUGUGAGGUUGCAGUAGAAAUGUAGGGAGGGAGGAAUUGAGUGUGGGACAAUUCAAUGUCUAUUUAGUAACUUAAAGGCACUCCCUUAGCAACAGAUUAUUUUCAGUCAUGCUAAACUGAGUCAUCUUACAUAAAUUAUUUUAAAACAACAAAGCAAGCAUGCACUAGGAGGGAAGCAUGUGUGCUACAUGACAGAAAUGUCCUGUCUUUUUAAAUUGUGAGCCCUGUGAGGACAGACAAUCUUAUUCUUCUGUAAACUGGUUUGAGAACCUUGGGGGAAAGCGGUGUAUAAGUAUUCUUAAUAAUAAUGACAGUACUUCAUUAUAUAUUCCUUGUCCAAAAGAGGUUUACAGGCUAAAAACAGAACCAAGGAAGACACCAGCCAACACUUUCAAAGCCAACACUUUGAAAGGUGGUUUCUUGCUUGGGCAGCAGCUGAUUUGGGGGUGAGGAAUUUGACUUCUGUAGAUGGAUGAUUAUAUAAUGCUGUGGUUAUAAAUAUUGAAGAAAUGUUUAAAAUUUUUACUUUGAGAUUUUUAAGCAAGAAUUUAAAUACGAUACAAAAAGGUCUGGUGUCAAAAUGUCCUAUUAUGUUCAUACAGCACAUAGUCUCUCUUGUACAUCAUCUAUCUAUAUAUUUAAUUCUCGUAGAUGUGCUGCUGGGGAUGUGUGGUGGAACUCUCACGAGAGUGGCAGCUCCACUCGCGAGAGUUCCUGACUUUGGGUGGGUGGGCGAACCCCUUCUAGCCUGAGGAGGCUGGCCGGCAGGCAAAGCCCUGCCAGCCUGAGGAGAUGAAAUGAGGCUGAAGGGGGAGGAGAGGUGGGAGGAGGCGGCUGGCCAGUGGCUGACAGGUGCCUGGGCCAACUAGUAAAUUACUAUUUUUGUAAGCGGAUAGCCCUUUCUGAUUGAUGUGUAAUAGAAACACUCAUGAAAACAGCAAGAGAAAGAAGAUUUGGACUGAUGCAAUAGCAAACGAAGAUGAACAAGCAAGUUGAGUACAGUUUACCAGAGGUGGCAGAGGUUAGAUAUGUCAAACCACGGUAGAGGGCAAAGAGUUUGUAUGAAAAAAAGACCAGUGGGGAGUGUGUAUGCACACAGUAGGAUGGCCUUCUGCCAGUCUCUAAAUUGUAGCUAACCAUUGCAAUCUGCAUGUGUAGGCUGAUUCCAUGCCUCUGGAGUAGUUGCCAUUCAAUCUGGAAAUUGGGACUGCCAUCUCCCCACCCUUCCCCCCACCAUUUGGAGGUAUGGGAGCGCGAGGUAGAAUAUAUGAACUGUUUCUACACAUACACACAUGCUUUGCUGUAAUUUCGGUAGUUACUGGAGCACUAAUUGUUAAGUGACCUUAGGUUUAAAUAGCAGGAUACUCGGUUUGUUUUGUAAAAUACCAGAGAAAUUGGUGUCUGGAAUUUUGAACCGGGAAGACUUGUAUUACAUAUAGCUGUGGCUAAAUCAGUGAAAACAAGAAUAGGGAUUUAAGAACCUACCUCACAAAGAUAUUCUAAAUAUAAAGCAUUAAAACCCACCACUAAAGCUGAUGAAGCAAGGAUGCAAGUUUAAAAAAAUGAAGCAUUGACUUUCAGUAUGUUAAAGCCAGGCUCGAUUAAUACAAUACUGUAAAAUAGUGGUCUCUACAUGAACUCUAGUUACUUAGUGUGACACAAUAUCUUAAAUUUUAGUACUCUUCACUCAUUUUAAGUACCGUAAUUAAACAAGGACUUGGGUAUGCCAUUUGAACGACAUUACAAGCCCCUUCAGUUUCAAAAGCAGUUUAAGCACACAGUGUGGGGGAGCUGCUGUAAGAGAAACAUAAACCAGUAAUUCCUUUGAGUAUGCAGAACUAGUCAUAUACACUUUUAACCCUGAUCAGAUUGUGUUGGUAGUUGUCAUUUUAAUUGAAAAGAUCAGCUGCUUUUUUUUUUUUAAACUCAAAGUAAAGAGCAUGGUAAAAAGCAUGCCUAAGCAAUAUCCUAAAUUAAGAGUUCUGUAUUGAGGUUUGUUGCUUAGCAUAUGUAGCUUUUAAGGAUUGCUACAAGUGUGCAAGAGUAAACACUGCAAAUGUAAGCUCAGUACAGUAUUUACUUGAAGAAUCCUGCCUCUAACAAUACAAACCUAUUCCUUCCUGGUAUUUGCACUUUUAUUUUGUAAUUGACCUAAAACUGGCAUUAUGGAAGGCCACAGAGCUGCAUUUUGAUUUGCACUUUUUGUUAAUGCUAGUAAGUGUGAAUUGCCUUAACUAUUCUUAUUUGGGUGUAUGUAUGUUUGUACUGUUGGUAUGGUGAUUUUGUAAUGUGAAUGUUGCUGGGGCUAUGUUGCUUGUGUUUACACAGCAUCAUUGGGAAGUGACAUUUUCUUGAAUAAAGUAUUUAUUUACCAA
This is a messenger RNA of Hemicordylus capensis (graceful crag lizard), 5217 nucleotides long. RefSeq names its product major facilitator superfamily domain containing 4B (gene SLC60A2). The coding region runs from base 249 to 2114 and encodes 621 amino acids. The record is from RefSeq and is a predicted model, not a curated record. The transcript is spliced from 4 exons. Lineage: Eukaryota; Metazoa; Chordata; Lepidosauria; Squamata; Cordylidae. Gene Ontology annotation, biological process: transmembrane transport.